Molecule: messenger RNA, 1752 nt
Organism: Cuscuta campestris
Lineage: Eukaryota; Viridiplantae; Streptophyta; Magnoliopsida; Solanales; Convolvulaceae
Source: the annotation of a GenBank genome assembly
CCCUGACCGAGGGAGUGACUGAAUCGGGUCGCAGCCGCCACAAUCGCAUUCCGCACGACUCCUGCUUCCCAGGCCCGCCGGGAUCGCACUCGGCACUAGCUGUGACAGCCAGCUCUGGAAUCCGAAUCCGGCCUUCGCAGGUCCAGCGGAUAGCACCGCAGCGGCACUCCUUCAGGCCGCAGUCUCCCAAAGCUUCCCCACAAGAAUCAACUGAAGAAAAGCUCUGUGCUUUCUAUCUGAUUCAGAUGGUCCUUUCAAGAGGGCUUCGAUUCGCCCAUCGCCUUGCUCACCGUUCUGUGGCUGGAAAGCUCUCACCUAUUCCUGCUUGUAAGAUUUCUAGCACAGAAAAUGGCUGCACAUAUAAUGCACUGCUUAAUUCUAGAUCUCGAUAUGAAAACAGGUCAGCAAUAGAAUGUUACAGUGUACUCAGUAUAAGUGGGAAUGCAACUAGAUUUCAGAGGAAGGAACCUUUUCAUGGGGUACGGCUAUGGAAGUUUUUUAUGCAUUGUAAUUUGUGAAUUAUUAUGCUAGGGGCACCACAAUUGUGGCCCAGGUUUUUUUUCUCACCAUGGGUGAAGUUCUUUCAUCUGCAUAUCAUAUUUAUCCUAUUAUUUUGAUUUUUUGCACCUUGGUUCGAAAUAAUUUACUACUUGAGAACAUUGGUUUUUUUCUGUUGAAUUUUCCCAGACAUUUUCUAUAGCAAGUACAGCAUGAAUGAAACCAUAUGUUGACAAGGAAUCCUGCUAAAUUGACAAAAAUAGUUGAAUUGCAUAAUAUUACCGUCCUGGUUGAAUAUGAUUCAUACCCUUUCUAGGAUCUUAAGUUUCUUCUCGUUCUCCCCUUAGUACCCUAGUAGCUUUCGUUCCAUCCCCACCCAUUAAUUAGCACACAGUUGAAGUUGAUUCAAUGACCUUACAAUAAUAUAGUGCUUUAUCAUGGUUUGGUGUUCUUGGUUUAAUCCUAAUUAAAGUGUAUUUCUAUCCUCUGGCUUUUCUUUUCUUUGGAAGGGCCAAAUAGGGGCAGGUAACCAUUUCAUUCAUUCACGAGUUCAUUACUUAUUGGAGCAAUAUGCCAAUAUGCAUAAAAUCCGCCAAUACUGCAACAAUAACAAUUAGGUGGAGUACUGUUAUUAUAUUUGGAUAAUAAUUUGAUUAAUUUCAUCUUGCAUUUGAGAUACAGGAACAAUUUUGUACAUCAGCCAGCAAUAAGGACACAGGUGAAGCAUUUCAGGAAGUGCAGAAAAUUUCUGUAACAUUUGUAGACAAGGAUGGAGAAGAACAACAGAUAAAGGUACCCAUUGGGAUGUCUAUCUUAGAAGCUGCACAUGAAAAUGAUAUUGAACUUGAAGGAGCGUGUGAAGGAUCACUUGCUUGUUCAACUUGUCAUGUGAUUGUUAUGGAUAUGGAGUACUACAACAAAUUAGAAGAUCCAGCAGACGAGGAAUAUGACAUGUUGGAUCUUGCUUUUGGCCUCACAGAGACUUCACGCCUCGGGUGCCAAAUAAUCGCAAAGCCCGAACUUGAUGGAAUUCGGUUAGCCAUACCCGCAGCCACCAGAAAUUUUGCCGUUGAUGGAUUCAAGCCAAAACCACACUAAUUCAUACACGAGCGUUAUUGAUGUGUAAGCCCUCCUUUUUCUUUCUAGGUGUUCAAAUUUAUGCGUGACUUCAGAAAUACACUUCACAAUCACGCACACAUACAUGCAUGGCAAAGUGAGCGAUUUUGCCAUCUUCGCUUUGCUCUAGUACUUUUU